AUGCGCUAUAUUAACGAUGCGCUGACGAAAAUACGUCUUUAUGUCAUCGCGCUCGCGCAGGCCGAUCGCGAUAUCGAGCUCUCGAUUCGUAUGGUAGGAAUUUGGGCGUGGAAGCUUCUGGCGGUGUUCGCCACGGUCGGAGUCAUCUUGCUCUCCGUUAGCUAUCUCCGGCUGCGGAGAUUUUUGUACCAAAUGAACCUGAUUAAAAGGAAGCCUAUCACCAAAAGGUAG
Molecule: messenger RNA, 231 nt
Organism: Phytomonas sp. Hart1
Lineage: Eukaryota; Euglenozoa; Kinetoplastea; Trypanosomatida; Trypanosomatidae
Source: the annotation of a GenBank genome assembly